Molecule: messenger RNA, 1610 nt
Organism: Xyrauchen texanus (razorback sucker)
Lineage: Eukaryota; Metazoa; Chordata; Actinopteri; Cypriniformes; Catostomidae
Gene: cfap298
Product: cilia and flagella associated protein 298
Biological process (GO): regulation of cilium movement
Source: RefSeq, a predicted model, not a curated record
AUGGUUCAACUGCACGUCAAACGAGGAGAUGAGUCAGUUUCUCUUCAGUACCACGGUGGAUGUGACUAUCAAAUCACUGAACCAGCAGAAAUUCCAGAGUUGGCAGAUCAUGGAAUCACUUUCCCACCGAACAUGCAAGGCCUGACUGGUGAUCAGAUCAUUGAGCAGAAACUAAAGGAUGAAUGUGAGGGCGGCUGCAUUCCCAGUGGUUGCGCUGAGUUUAAGAACGAUGAGAUUUGAUGCUAAAAUGGACAUGGUCCAAAUGAGAAGAUGAAAGAUGUUUUAAAGUAAACAAGGGAGGAUGCCAAAGCUUUGAUCUCAAAAAAACAAGUGCAUGCAGAUGUCUGCGUUACCAUGGAUACAGCCAAAGAGGCUUUGGACCAAUUGCAAGGAGCUGUGAUGAUAGUUUACCCAAUGGGACUGCCUCAACAUGAUCCAGUAAGGAUGGAGUUUGAAAAUCAAGAGGAUCUUACUGGAACACAGACCUUAUUACAGAUGAUCCCUGAGGAUGAGGCUCAGCUGUGGUGGGCAUCUAUAGAACUUCAGAUGGGCAAAAAGCUGCAGGAUUAUAUUGGGAAAAAUUUAAAUUGAAUAGAUUUCUUUUAAAGCUAAACUUACACCUGAUUUUUCAUAAAGAUUGUAUUCAUGACAACAACAAACAUACUCAGUGUUUAAAGGCAGUUGUUCUCAGAUGUGUAGGAACAAUUUUAAAAGUGUGUGUGGGUGUAAGCGUGCAGGUUUGAAAAUUGAACAUUGUUAUUCGCAUGUUUAUUUUAGAGAGGCCAGGGAGCACCAAGCGCGAGAACCAUUGGUAAGCGAAGAGGAGCAAAACAUGAUGAGGCACUACUUUAGGAGACAGGAAGAACUCAAAUUAAGUAAAGCCUUAAGCGAAAUCUUCCCAAAAGUCUUGUUCUUGUAUAAAGGAUUUGUUUAAUCCCGUUUCAUCAUAUUUUAUGUCGUCAUUGUUGAAAUUUUCACAGCAUUCAUCAUUGUUUGAUCUGGUUAGCUCUUGUCCAAAGAAACAGGAAGUAGCAGAUGAUGACAUGUAUCUACAGUCCGUAAGACAGUUUCAGGGACUUGCUAAUAUAAAAUGGAGCCUAGAUAGAUGGACAGAGAAAUUCAAAGCUGAAUCUAUAGUUAUACUGCAUUUAUUCUGCAUAUGUAAAGUGUCUUGUAAUGUUUUUUUAAGACCAUAUAUUUUCCACUGUCAAAUUUGGUGUAUUUUCAACAAAUUCAAUUGUUGCUGCUGUUUUUCAAAUGCAAUUUGAGUGCCUUUGUCUAAUGAACAUAUUUUUUUGUUAAUUUAUGUGACUGUAUGUUAAUGUGUGUCAAAGUGUGUGUGAGUUGUGAUGCAUUGGAAGAAGGAUGCAACACCUUUCCUCUCUUUGUCUAUGCCUCCGGCAGUUACUCAGUUGUAACUUGAUUCUGUUUAAAGACAGGAUGUUGCCGUACAGCUCUCAGAAUCACAGUGGCACCACAAGGUUCAUUUAAAGAGCAUUAAGAAAGAGGAGUCACAGAACAUUUUGCUCUCCUCAAGGCUGAGAGAGGUUACAUUAUCAAGAGGUGUGGUUUUGAACAGGAAGAGAAAAACUGAGUGAAAUUGAGUAAUA